AUGGAGAAGAUUCAAAACUCCGACGAGGUCAACAAGAUAAACUGCGACACUUCUACGAACGUACAUGACACCGUCCCCCAGCCCCAAUUGAAUCACCCCGAAAUUCGGACUCCUUCGGUGGCAAUUGGCGCUCAGGUGAAACCAGCAACGGCUUCUGUCCUGGUCCCUCCGACGCCCACAAGGCCUGAUAAGACCGAUUUGAGCGAGCAAAUGACGGUUCCGAGUCAUCCUCACUCUGGCCAGUCAGCCUUUGGUAGCCCCGGCGAGGAUGAUGGUGGUAGUACUGCUCCUCCAGAAGAAGAGUCUGGGUUAGAAUGGGUGACGGAAAGGACUGGCGUAGAAGAUUUCACUCAAAUCGCCCGAAGCCUGAUAUCAGACGUCUCCCAGUCUCUGAAAUUAGCCAAAUCCAUACCCUCAUCACGGGAACCCGAGCCGGAAGAAGUGGUGGCAUGGGCUUAUGUGAAAGCCUAUUUCGAGGAAGAUUGUGACAGCACCUACGGCAUCCUUCAUCAGCCCACGUUUGAGAAUUUACUACGUGCACAUUUCAAGGGUUCCGGCUCUUCCAAUGCUGAGCCUGACCCCGCAUGGUACGCAGUCAGGCAUGUGGUAUACGCAGCAGGUUGCCGAAUAGUCGAUACACGAGCGUCGGCCCAGGCUGCCAGGUACAGUUUAGCCUCAUCGCGAAGCUGGAAGUACUUCGAGAAUGCCCUUUCCGUCCACACAGACUUGUUAUAUUGCCAUACCAGCUUGAUGGCGGUUCAGGCCCUCGUGAUGAUGGCAAUUUUCGUGGAGGCCAUUGGCUGCCCUUCUAUCGACUACAUGCUUUGUUCGAGCGCAAUGAGGCUAGCAAUAUCCAAAGGCCUCCAUAGGCAGCCUCCGGCAGCGUGGAAUCUCAGCAAAGUUGCCGUUCAGACACGCAGCUUUUUGUGGUGGUCAAUCUAUUGCUAUGACCGUCUAAAUGCGAGUAGGGCUGGACGACCACUCGCGAUCGACGACAACGAUGUUACCUGUCAGGUGCCCGCCGAAGUCCCGCCCAGUUGUCGGAUGAACCUGGCGAACAUUCGGGCUGCUAAUGAACACGCAAAGAUCUCGGGACAAAUCAACCAGCGAAUCGCGACAUUGAAGCUUCGCAGGUCCAGCCUACAAGACCUUAAUGACACGAUUACCGACCUCAGCCGCCAACUCAACGGCUGGUGGGAUGGGCUCCCCAGUUUUAUCAAGGAUGAUCUGCGUAGUCCGUCACGGAUUCUACCUCCAGCCGUGCAUUUCGAACAGGUGGUUUACCAUCACUACUCAUACUACAGUAGCAUCGUCGCCAUUCAUUCUAUCCUGGUACACCCCUGGAGUACCGCAGCUUUUCAAAUAGCUCCCCAUCAAACCGACGAGUUCGCCCGGUUGAAGGCGGCUAGUAUGGAAGUCUACGUAAAUGCGACCAGAAAUUUCAUUCACAACCUUCCUCAUCUAGCCAUCAACGCGCUGUCUCCAAAAUGGUGA
Messenger RNA from Exophiala aquamarina CBS 119918, 1494 nucleotides. RefSeq lists its product as uncharacterized. Bases 1 to 1494 code for a protein of 497 amino acids. The record is from RefSeq and is a predicted model, not a curated record. NCBI's taxonomy places the organism in Eukaryota, Fungi, Ascomycota, Eurotiomycetes, Chaetothyriales, Herpotrichiellaceae. The transcript is spliced from 4 exons. Gene Ontology annotation, molecular function: zinc ion binding; DNA binding. Gene Ontology annotation, biological process: DNA-templated transcription.